UGGGCGGCGCCGCAGCGAUUCCGGGAAGGGCAGUCCCUCGCUGUCCCUCCCCGCUCCAGUCCCCCGCUCUUGCCGGGCCCUGGACUUGGGGCGAAAAUGCCUGCCCUGCACGUCGAAGACCUUCCAGAGAAGGAGAAACUGAAAAUGGAGGUUGAACAACUUCGCAAAGAAGUCAAGCUGCAGAGACAACAGGUGUCUAAGUGUUCUGAAGAAAUAAAGAACUAUAUUGAAGAGCGCUCUGGGGAGGAUCCCUUGGUUAAGGGAAUUCCAGAAGACAAGAAUCCCUUUAAAGAAAAAGGCAGCUGCAUUAUUUCCUAAAUAACUCUGGGGAGAAACGUCAUCUCUUUGGAAGGAUUUGUUUGCUGUAGUUUUUCCAAAUGAAACCGACAAGCCUUUUAAGAAAGGAAAAAAUGAAAUUUAAAUGAGAGUUUCUUAAGCACCCGAUAGAUAUGGUUAUGUGCUUCUUAUCUUUGCUUAUUAUACACCCUUCACUUUUAAGAGGCUAGGGAUUAUCAAAUGUUCACUUAUGGAAGUACAGACUUCACUGUGCAUGACUCACCUCUUUCAGUAUGUGCUUGAUGCCUCAAAUAAAGUAUUGUCUCCAGAA
Messenger RNA from Echinops telfairi (small Madagascar hedgehog), 607 nucleotides. RefSeq names its product G protein subunit gamma 11 (gene GNG11). The record is from RefSeq and is a predicted model, not a curated record. Gene Ontology annotation, molecular function: G-protein beta-subunit binding. Gene Ontology annotation, biological process: G protein-coupled receptor signaling pathway. Bases 97 to 318 code for a protein of 73 amino acids. Lineage: Eukaryota; Metazoa; Chordata; Mammalia; Afrosoricida; Tenrecidae. The transcript has 2 exons. Gene Ontology annotation, cellular component: heterotrimeric G-protein complex.